ACAGUGGCGCUGUGGCUGCCGGAAGCAGUUCCGCAGUGCUUGCCGGGAUCGUGCUGAUGUGGUCCCCCCACCUUCCCCCGCCCCGUCCCGGGAUGUCGGAAGAAACCCGACAGAGCAAAUUGGCUGCGGCCAAGAAAAAGUUAAGGGAGUAUCAGCAGAAGAACAGCCCUGGUGUUCCUGCAGGAGCUAAGAAAAAAAGAAAGAUCAAGAAUGGCAGUAGCCCGGAGACAACCACUUCUGGUGGUUGUCCCUCACCUGAGGAUAUUCAGGACAUUCUGAAGGUGCUGGUGUCCGACCUUAACCGCUCCAAUGGGGUAGCGAUCCCCCCAUUGGACAAGUGGAAGGCGCCCAAAGACCGCGCCGCUCCUGGUACACCGUCUGCUGAUGACACCGUGUCACCUGGCGGUGUCCCUUCCCCCUGUGCUAGUCCCCCCCGUGUCACUAGCAUGGCAUCAACUCAGAACCGUGAUGCUGACAAUGAUCCUAGUCCCGUUGACGAAAGCACAUCUUUCUCAUCCACCGAGAGCCUGCGAAAGCUAUCUCAGCAGCUCAACGGUCUUGUGUCCGAGUCUCCAUCUUAUAUCAACGGGGAGGGUCUAGCAUCCUGUACUGACAUAAAGAAUCUGGAGAGCCGGUACCAAGAACUAUCAGUAGCCAUGGACUCCAGCAAUCUAACAAACAAACAACUCAGUAGCAAGAUAGAGCAAUUGAAACAAGAGAAACAGGAAACUUUGGAUCGACUGGAAAAAGAGAAGAAGGAAUUUGAGAAGAAGCUUGUGAAGGAACAAGGGGCUCUGAGAGAGCAGCUGCAGGUCCACAUCCAGACCAUAGGGAUUCUGGUGUCUGAGAAGACGGAAUUACAGACAGCCCUGGCUCACACCCAACAGGCAGCCAGGCAGAAAGCAGAAGAGUUGGAGGACCUUGCUAAUUGCCUGCGGUCGUCCAGGCAGCGUGUGGGAGAGCUGGAACGGACGCUGUCUGCCGUCUCCACGCAGCAGAAGCAGGCCGAUAGGUACAACAAAGAAUUAACCAAAGAGCGAGAUGCCCUCAGGCUGGACUUAUACAAGAACAACAAAAGCAACGAGGACCUGAAGCAGCAGACCUCGGAGCUGGCGGAGAAGCUGCGGGUCAUGGCGAAGGAGAAGGCGGCCAUGCAGCUGGGGACGGAGGAGCGGCAGAAGAAGGUGGAGAUGUCCGAGCUGCUGCUGCGGCAGUUUUCUAGUCAACGUACCGCUGACAGCAGCCAGCAGUUACAGCAGGCCCUGAACGAGCAGGCACAGCUGGAGACCCACGUGGAGCAGCUGAAGGAUUCUCUGAAGCAGCUGCAGGCAGAGAGAGACCAGUAUGUGGUGAAUAUGAAAGAAGAGAACGCCGUUUGGCAGCAGAAGAUGCAGCAGAUGCUGGAGCAGAUGGGCAAGUUGAGGGAAGAAAAGGAGUGCAGCAUGAGUCAGGUGCAGGAGCUGGAGACCAGUUUGGCCAAACUGAGGACCGAGAUCGCUGUGCCUGCGCCUCAGGAGCCCCCAGCCGGGCCCUCGGAGGUAGAACAACGGCUGCAGGCGGAGGCCGAACAGCUACAGAAGGAACUGCAGAGCCUAGCACGGCAGCUGCAGGCCCAGGUGAAGGACAACGAAAGUCUGAGUCGCCUGAAUCAGGAACAGGAGCAGCGGCUGCUGGAGCUGGAGCGGGCGGCCGAGUGCUGGGGGCAGCAGGCCGAGGAGCGCAGGCAGAUUCUAGAGAGCAUGCAGAGCGACCGCACCACCAUCAGCCGCGCGCUGUUCCAGAACCGCGAGCUCAAGGAGCAGCUGGCUGAACUGCAGAAUGGAUUCGUCAGGCUGUCCAACGAGAACAUGGAGAUAACCAGCGCACUGCAUUCGGAGCAGCACAUCAAGAAGGAGCUGGCCAAGGAGCUGGACCAGCUGCAGGGGAGGCUAGGAGAGCUGAAGGAGACGGUGGAGGUGAAGAGCCAGGAGGCUCAGGAUCUGCAGCAGCAGCGGGACCAGUACCUGAGCCACCUGCAGCGGUACGUGGCUGCCUAUCAGCAGCUGGCCUCUGAGAAGGCGGGGCUGCACAAGCAGGCGCUGGUGCAGACGCAGCUCGUGGACCAGCUGCAGCACGAGGAAGUCCAGGGCAAGGUGGCCAUCCAGAUGGCCCGCCAGGAGUUACAGGAGACCCAGGAGCGCCUGGAAACAGCCAACCAGCAGAACCGGCAGCUACAAGCCCAGCUGAACCUCAUGGCUGUGCCUGGGGAAGGAGGUGGACCGGACGGUGAGGAGGAUGAGGAGGUCCCCCGGCUGAAGCUGAGCGUGCCGGAGGAGCUCGACAGCCGAGAGCUGCUGGUGGCAUUUUUUAACUCGGCCUUAGCCAGUGCUGAGGAAGAGCAGGCCCGGCUGCGCGGGCAGCUGAAGGAGGAAAAGCUGCGCUGCCAGCGCCUGGCUCACCUGGCAGCCCCGGCCCAGGACGGGGCGGAGAAGGAAGCCCCAGCCUCCGGGAUCGGGGGGGACAGUGUGCCUGCAGAGACCCACCAGGCCCUCCAGGUGGCCAUGGACAAGCUGCAGGGCCGUUUUACAGCGCUCAUGCAGGAGAAAGUGGAUCUGAAGGAGCGGGUAGAGGAGCUGGAGCACCGCUGUAUCCAGCUGUCCGGAGAGACAGACACUAUUGGAGAGUACAUCGCCCUUUAUCAGAGUCAGAGGGCGGUGCUGAAGGCGCGGCACCAGGAGAAGGAGGAGUACAUCAGCCGCCUGGCUCAGGACAAGGAGGAAAUGAAGGUGAAGCUGCUGGAGCUCCGGGAACUGGUAUUACGCCUGGUGGGCGAGCGAAAUGAAUGGUAUGGCAAGUUCCUGGCUGCCCAGAACCCUGCUGGUGAGCCCACUACAGCGUCCCCAGCCCCGCAGGAGCCUGGUGCUGCCGACGAGAGUGGUCUCCGUGAGGUGAGCCUCAAGGACAACGUGGACCCCACCCAGGGGGGAGCCCUGCGGGGCCAGACGACCCCUGAGAACCCCACUGCGCAGCAGAUCAUGCAACUGCUGCGCGAGAUCCAGAAUCCCCAGGAGCGCCCAGUCUUGGGCAGCAACACCUGCAUCCCCUUCUUCUACGAGACUGACGACAACGAUGAAGUGAAGAUCUUGGUGGUCUAACUGCCUGACACUAGCGGGCAAAGACCAGAGACCUGGGGCCGGGGCGCUCUGCCCCUGCCCAUACCUGCCACCCUGUCCCUCCUUCCUGGCACCCCUUCAUCCCUAAAAAAACCCCUGAAAAGGGGUAUAGCCCCCUGUCUAAUGGGGGGAGACAAAUAGGUGCAGACCCCUUGCCAUCUUGGCCAGGGCUGUGUCUUGAUCUCUGGGCUAUUAAUAGUUCCAGAAAAACAAAGAGCCAGAGGCUCAGUAAAGGUAGUUUAUUUAAGAGGCUGCCGUUCUUGGGGAGCAGGGACUCCCUGCUGGUCUCCUCACCCCCACCAAGCAGUCCUCCAUUCAGAGGGGCUCAUGCAUCCUCUGUUCAGAGGCACUUUGGGGCACAAGUGCCCCCCCUCCCCCUUGCCCAGCCAGACAACUGGGCAGCACUCUCACAGGCCUUGGGCAGGUUGGGCAAACCGAGGCCAGGCAAGGACAUAAGCUGGUGGCGGGGUGGGCUCCCUCCCCAGUGUUUAUACUGUAACUGUGUAACAUUUUGUAUAUUCUGGAGGUAGGGAAGCCCCCUGUAUCACAUUGGAGGUUGGUGCUGGUAAAUGGGGAGGACCUUCUAUUGAAUAUUUGGGGCUGGGGAAAAUUAUUUAUUGAUAGUGUAGGACGGAGAGAGAAGGUGGAGGCGGGGACGGGUUUGUGCCCGGGUGAUUCGACUCCUGUUUCACUUUUUAUUUCAGAAUAAAUGAAUUUAGCCAUA
Lipotes vexillifer (Yangtze River dolphin) is the source of this 3876-nucleotide messenger RNA. It is a transcript of the gene GOLGA2, whose product is annotated as golgin A2. Gene Ontology annotation, biological process: Golgi organization. The record is from RefSeq and is a predicted model, not a curated record. The coding region runs from base 57 to 3134 and encodes 1025 amino acids. The transcript is spliced from 27 exons. NCBI's taxonomy places the organism in Eukaryota, Metazoa, Chordata, Mammalia, Artiodactyla, Lipotidae. Gene Ontology annotation, molecular function: protein binding. Gene Ontology annotation, cellular component: Golgi cisterna membrane; Golgi cis cisterna; cis-Golgi network.